Molecule: messenger RNA, 669 nt
Organism: Thermothelomyces thermophilus ATCC 42464
Lineage: Eukaryota; Fungi; Ascomycota; Sordariomycetes; Sordariales; Chaetomiaceae
Exons: 4
Coding region: 106-462 (118 amino acids)
Biological process (GO): protein insertion into ER membrane
Cellular component (GO): endoplasmic reticulum membrane
Molecular function (GO): protein folding chaperone
Source: RefSeq, a predicted model, not a curated record
CUGCACCGAACGACAACUCUAUCGGAACCAGCACCCAAAGAGCAUCGCCGGUUAUCUACGUUACGCGUCGUGGAUAUCUAAGACACCGACCGCGCAGUCGUCACAAUGGACUUUAGCAAAGAGAAAGACAUGAGGCAGUCGGACUUGAUCAUCCCGUAUCAAGAGCCGGCCGCGAAAGGCGACAACCCCGAGUUCCAGUCGACCAUUGCCUCGACCCUGCCCAUGGCUGCCGUCUUCAUGCGGAAUAAAUAUAUCGGAUGGGCGGCAGUUCUCUUCAGCCUGCAGAGCUGGCUGGGCGAGAGCGAGGAGACGAGGAAGAGUAACGGCACACCUGGCUACUUCAAUGUCGGCAUGGCGCUGACGUCCCUGCUUGUUACGUACCUGCCCCUCUUUCUUCCACAGCCCGGCGCGAGAGUAGCGAGCCAAACAGGCGCCCCCGCCCCGGCCCCUGGCCCGGCAUAGUCGAUAACGGCGCAGCGCCGUCUAUGAGGAUGACUUGAAGAAGAGCUGGCAGUGAGGGGGAGCUAGCGCGGUUGAAAAUGGGCCAAUACCUAAGGAGGGACAGAUGAUCUGCAUAGAGGAGCGGAUUGCUGGUCGGUUGUAACUAUACCCAAUGUGUAAUGUGGAAGCUUUCGUCUCCUGCGCUUGAUUGCUGAGUCCCUUAGCAGG